AUGACUCAUGUCAAAGCAUACUAUCGCAAGAUGUCAGUUUAUUCAGAGGAUGAGGGUUUUCUAAUGCACUUCUUCCAGGAUAGCUUGGCUGGGGCUUCUUUGGAGUGGUAUGUUCAACUCGAACGCACUCAUAUUCAUUCUUGGAGAGAUCUUGUGGAGGCUUUCAUUAAGCACUAUCAGUACAAUGUUGACAUGGCGCCCAAUAGAACUCAGUUGCAGAGUUUGGUUCAAGGAUCUAAAGAAUCUUUCAAGGAGUACGCUCAAAAAUGGCGUGAGUUAGCUGCAAGAGUUCAACCACCUAUGACUGAGGGUGAGAUGAUUGACAUGUUCACCAGUACUUUGUCUGGACACUAUUACUUGGCCUGUAGUGCUUCAGCCAACUUUUCUGAAAUGGUGAGGUAUGGCGAGCGUGUUGAGAUGGGUCUAAAGAUGGGGAAAAUUGAGUUGGGAGCUUCUUCUAAUACUCCUAGUGGUAAGAAACAAGCUGAGGGUUAUGCCCGAAGGAAGGAAGGAAAUGCGGAUGCCAUAUAUGGAAGGAGGGGUUCAGGGAGAAGCAAUUCACAGGUCAAUGCUGUCAUGAUCCCGAUACCACAACAACAACAACACCAGGGACAACGUUCCGGUAAUGAUCGUUAUCCUCCCAGGACUAGACCUCACAGAAAGAUUGAUCCGAUUCCUAUGACUUAUGCUCAAGUGUUGCAACAUUUGCUCAAUAUUGAGAAGAUUACUUUGAGAGAUGCUCCGAAUGCUCCGGACACACAAUCUCCUAAUUACAAUGCAAAUGCGCGGUGUGCCUUUCAUUCCGGUGCUGCUGGCCAUGAUACAGAGAGGUGCAUUGCACUGAAGAACAAAGUCCAGGACUUGUUGGAUCAAAAGAUAAUUCAGUUUACUCCUACACCCAAUAUUGUCAAUAAUCCGAUGCCGCCUCACGCAGGUUCGGGUGUGAAUGCCAUUGAGAGUGAAGAGAUAAGUGUUGUAUCCGACGUGGGCUGUUUGACUUUCCCUCUUGUGUCUGUGAAGCAACAUCUGAUUAAUAGCGGUAUUUUCCCGGGCUGUGGUGUUGAUUGUGGGAAGUGCAAAAGUCAACCUGAAGGUUGUGAUGACUUGAAAGGUAUGGUACAAAAGCUGAUUGAUGAGGGUCCUCUUCAGUUCUAUCGAAGAUUGAGAAAUGCGAAGAGAAAUGAUGGUGAAGUGUCUGUGAUCUCAAUUCCUUAUGAGCCGGUUGCUCCAAUAUGUAUCCAAGUGCCUAUUCAGAUGCCUGUCAGUAUCCCGUAUGAGGAACAACCAGCAGCUUUGAUGAUUACUGUACCAGGGCCUAUUCCAUAUGAGAGUGAGAAGGCCAUCCCUUGGCAUUAUGGUUCAGAUGUAUAUUACUAUGGCACGAAGGAAGAAAGAGAGCCAUCUAAAGAGAGUUUUGUGGAAGCCUCAGUUGCAAACACUGAUAAUUUUGCCGGUACUGGUAGAAUUACUCGCAGUGGUAGGGUGUUCUCUCCUCAGCUUGUUCAAAGUAAUGCUGAUGCUUUCGCUAAGGCCAAAGGAAAACAAGUAGUGACUGAUGUCCAUAAUUCUCCGAUUCAGAAUGGGGCACCUGAUGGUGCUGUGCCUACCAAGGAUGUGGAAGAACUGUUGAGGAUUAUCAGGAAGUCUGAUUACAAGGUUGUUGAGCAGUUGGCUCUCAUGCGAAUUGACUAUGCUGGUGUUGAGUUAAGGCCUAGUGAGUUGGUAGUGCGCGCCUUUGACGGUUCAAGGAGGUCUGUGUUCGGGGAGAUAUAUGAGUCUGGAAAUUUUGCUACGAAAAGUGAUGCAGUUUCCGCAGCUAAUCUGCAUGAAAUUCGUAGCAAAUAA
Vicia villosa (hairy vetch) is the source of this 1845-nucleotide messenger RNA. RefSeq lists its product as uncharacterized. Lineage: Eukaryota; Viridiplantae; Streptophyta; Magnoliopsida; Fabales; Fabaceae. The transcript has 3 exons. Bases 1 to 1845 code for a protein of 614 amino acids. The record is from RefSeq and is a predicted model, not a curated record.